Messenger RNA from Mya arenaria, 1458 nucleotides. RefSeq names its product interferon-induced protein 44-like. The coding region runs from base 1 to 1458 and encodes 485 amino acids. The record is from RefSeq and is a predicted model, not a curated record. NCBI's taxonomy places the organism in Eukaryota, Metazoa, Mollusca, Bivalvia, Myida, Myidae. The transcript has 6 exons.
AUGGCGGGAAAACUUUCACGAGAACAGAAGGAUCAACUUGAGGAUUGGAUUGGACAGGGCCCGAAGACCUUUCGCUUGUUGUACGCAAUCACACGAGAUGGUUGCUCGGCGGGGACCUUCCACACAAAAUGUGACAAACAAGGACCCACUGUGACUGUACUGUAUAAUCCCUCCGGGUCCGUGUACGGGGGAUACACCUCAUCGGAUUGGAAUAGAAAUUUGAGUGGUUUCAGCAGUGAUGCAGCUGCAUUUUUAUUCCAACUAGCUUUCUCUGGAAAGACAACAAUGGCAAAAUUCUGCGUUAAAGAUCCUACCCAAAGUAUCUUUAAUUACCCGAGUCACGGACCCUUAUUUGGUUCAAAUAAUCUUUUCCCAUUCUACGAUUCCGUUCAAGAAUCAAAAGGUGUUUUCAAACUGAACGGAAACAACUCUUUUUCUACGUGCUAUAACAUGGAUGGAGUACCAUCGUGGGCAGAGAUUAACAACGGAAACUUGGACGUCAAUGAGCUAGAAGUGUAUCAACUUACAGAAGGAAGGGAACCAGACGUUCAACUGGACAGAAGCUGGCGAACAGUUCCUGACCUGAACGACAAGACACUUUCUGAACUUACUACAGCAAUUCAGGGCCAAACAACUCCAAGAAAAGCGAAAAUGGCCGGCUACAGACUGACCCUUUUUGGACCUGUUGGUUCCGGCAAGUCCAGUUACUGUAACACGAUAAUGACAGCCUUCCAGGGUCGGGUUAGUCACAGGGCCGCAUGUGGGAAAGGGGAUACAAGCGUCACAAAUACGUAUCACCCAUACACGGUAAGGACAGAGGCGAGCGGCUUUCUGAGUUUCAAGCUGUGUGACACACGAGGAAUAUCAGACAAGGCAUGCCUGGAUUUGACGGAGUACAAGCACCUUGUACAAGGACAUAUGCCAGAAUAUUAUGAGUUUAAUCCCGAAGUUGAGUUAUCACUGGACGAUUCGCAUUUCGUCUUGCGGCCCAGCCUUGAAGACAAGACCCACUGCGUGGUUUUCGUGCUGGACGUUUCGUCCCUUGACGGUCUGUCCGCUGAAAUACUGCAGAAGCUUCGUGCCUUGAAAAUGUUUUGCAUCAGGAAAGGCGUAUCUCAAGCAAUCCUCUUGACUCACAUUGAACUGAUAGACCCUGAACUUGGCGUGGAUUUGUCAACCGUCUUCAAGAGCGCCCAAGUUGCAGAGAGUGUUAAGAAAGCAUCAGAUCUUCUUGGACUUCCGCGAAACUCAAUCCAUCCCGUGAAGAACUAUGAAUGUGAAGUCGCCUCCGAUGAGAAGAUAAAUUGUCUGGCUCUGCUUGCUUUUCAACAAAUUCUUUAUGCUGCCGAAGAUGGAGUGGAAAAUUUGCUGAUGAAGAGAGAAUCCGCUAGUAACAAACCUGGCAGAGAACUUGUGGAGGUUUGCGGCUCCGAGUGUGUGGAUGAGUCUUCAAAGUAG